Messenger RNA from Amphimedon queenslandica, 3306 nucleotides. RefSeq names its product elongation factor-like GTPase 1. NCBI's taxonomy places the organism in Eukaryota, Metazoa, Porifera, Demospongiae, Haplosclerida, Niphatidae. Gene Ontology annotation, molecular function: GTPase activity; ribosome binding; GTP binding. The record is from RefSeq and is a predicted model, not a curated record. The coding region runs from base 106 to 3180 and encodes 1024 amino acids. The transcript has 16 exons. Gene Ontology annotation, cellular component: cytosol; ribonucleoprotein complex. Gene Ontology annotation, biological process: cytosolic ribosome assembly.
GUUCAUUUUAUAGGCGUGCCCCUGUGGGCGUGGUUAACACACGUGCUUCAUUGAUGGUGCAAUAUUAACUUUCCUGUCUCAUUCUCUAUUUUACUUUUAGAGAAGAUGUCUUUUCUACAAGGAGGAGAAGAAAAAAUAAAAGAGUUGACCAGCCUACAGACUAACCAGGACAAUGUUAGGAAUAUAUGCAUUCUUGCUCAUGUUGAUCAUGGCAAGACAACACUCUCUGAUUCAUUGAUAGCUAGUAACGGGAUAAUAUCUCGCCGACAAGCAGGAAAGUUGCGUUAUAUGGACAAUCGUGAAGACGAGCAGUUGAGAGGAAUAACUAUGAAAUCCAGUGCAAUUGCUUUGAAGUUUGUUGAAGGUAGUGAGAAGUAUCUUAUUAAUCUUAUUGAUUCUCCUGGCCAUGUGGAUUUUUCAAGUGAGGUUUCAACUGCAGUGAGGUUGUGUGAUGGAGCACUGGUAGUUGUGGAUGUGGUUGAAGGUGUUUGCCCUCAGACUAAGGUGGUCCUUGAGCAAGCAUGGCAGGAAGGUAUAAAGCCUUGCCUCGUGUUGAAUAAAAUGGACAGACUCAUCACUCACUUAAAGAUAACACCAUUGGAGGCAUAUGGACGCAUUGAGCACAUUCUACAGCAAGUAAAUGCUGUUACGGCUAGUCUAUGGACAACAGAAAUCAUGCAGCAAAACCAAGAGAAAGGAGAAGAUGGAGACAAAACGAGUGAAAACCCUCCAGCAUCUACCGAGGAUGAUGAAGUAAGACACUUUCUAGUUAGACCACACCCAUUUACCAUUGAACAGGAAGUGGUGUACAACUGGGACAGUGGUAUCGGUGAAGCGGACGAUUCUAACGUGUACUUCUCACCUGAACAAGGGAACGUGGUGUUUGCAUCUGCUAUUGAUGGAUGGGGGUUUGGGAUUGAGCAUUUUGUUCAAUUGUACACAAAGAAGUUAGGGUUUAAGGAGGAUGUACUCCGUAAGACACUCUGGGGUGACUUCUACAUUAAUAGCAAAACAAAGAGAAUAUGCAAAGGAGCCAGAGAUAAAGGUAAAAAGCCGUUAUUUGUUCAGUUUGUUUUGGAAAACAUUUGGACUGUCUACGAUGCUGUGCUGGUUAAAAAAAACAAACCUCUCAUUGAUAAAAUCACGAGCAGUUUAGGAUUAAAAAUAUCAGCACGUGACUCCACCCAUUCCGACCCUUUCAUCCACCUCACUGCUAUAUGUAGCCAGUGGCUGCCGUUAGCAGCUGCAGUCCUUGGUAUGGUGGUAAGAGUGUUGCCUAGCCCCAGAGGAUUGAGUAGGGAUAGACUGGAGAAGCUGAUGUGUGCUGGUAAUAGGAAGAUCGACUCGUAUCCAAUAGAAACACAAGAACUGGUUGACAGUUUUAUAUCCUGUAGUCCUGAACCUCAUACUCCUGUUAUUGUUUUUAUUUCUAAAAUGUUUCUGGCUGAUCUUUCUUUAGUGCGUGAGACACAGACCAGGAAAUUAACACUCGAAGAAUUGAAGAAGAAGAGAGAGGCUUUAAUUAGAAAUUUACGUUCUGGCAACACUAAACCAGCAGAAGCCAAUGAAGACAAUAAUGAAGAUAAUAUUGAAGAAACGGUAAAGCCAGAGCCUGAAGUUCCCCCUCAUCAGUUCCUGGCAUUCUCUCGUGUGUUUAGUGGAACACUGAGAAAAGGUCAAAAACUAUUUGUACUACAGCCUCGCUAUGACCCCACCUUAACCUCAACACCUCUCCUUCAAACCACACCCACUCAAGAAGAUGUGAUCCUCCCACCUCACGUAACCACGGUAACUAUCACCAAACUCUAUCUCAUGAUGGGCCGGGACCUUUUGGAGGUGGAGUCUGUUGCCUCGGGCAAUGUAGCCGGUAUUGGUGGACUUGGAGAUAGCAUUGUUAAAAGCGGCACUCUCUCCUCUUCACUGGCUUGUACUUCAUUCAGGGAGUUACAGUCGGUUGCUUUUCCAAUUGUACAUGUAGCACUAGAAGCUGUUCAUUUCUCUGACCUACCCUCCCUUGAUAAAGGACUCGAGCUACUCGACCAAUCAGAUCCCUGCGUUAGAUGUACGUAUCAAGAAACUGGCGAGAGGAUUCUAUCAACUGCUGGGGAGGUACAUCUUCAGCGUUGCCUUGACGACCUCCGGAAUGUCUAUGCAGGGGUUGAGCUUAAAGUGUCUCCUCCUAUAGUUCCAUUUAGGGAGACGGUUAUUGCCAGACCGACUGUUGAUAUGGUUAAUGAGAUUAUAUCGUCAGAGAAUGAGCUGAUUGGUCAGUAUACCGAAAGCCACGCCUCUAAAAAUAAUGGACCCGUUACAUGUUCGACUCCUGGGAACAAUCCGCAUCUCAUUAAAAUAUUAGCCACGCCCCUUCCUGAGACUCUAAUUGAUGUAUUAGAUAAAUCCUCUCGUCUACUUAAAAUUUUGACUUCAAUGGGUGGAGCUAGUUACCAUGGUAAUGAGGAGGGUGUGGUCGAAGGUCUCCAGACCUUGUAUGAAGAUUUAAAGAACUGUCUUGAGACUGCAGACAAAAAGAAAUGGAAUGGAGCCAUUGACCGAAUAUGGUCGUUUGGCCCUCGUAAUUCCGGGACGAACAUCCUCUUAAAUAAAAUCAGUUCUUAUGAGCGACCUUCGAUUUGGAGGGGCGUGGUCAAUCAAGAUAAGGGUGUGGUCGGUCAAGAGGCUACCGAUCCGGUUUUAAGAAAUUAUGAUAAUUCGAUUAUUAGUGGUUUUCAGUUAGCGUCACUCUCUGGUCCACUCUGUGAAGAGCCUCUCCAUGGGGUUUGUUUUGAGGUACUUGAAUGGACGGAGCCCACUAGUGAAGAUGAGUCUGAACAAGAUACUCUAAGAGGGCCUGUGUCCGGUCAGUUGAUAUCAGUUGUUAAGGAGUGCUGUCGUCAAGCUAUGCUAGCUCAACCAACGAGAUUAGUAGCACCAAUGUACUCUUGUAUCAUACAGGCAGCUACUGGUGUAUUGGGAUUUUUCUCUCAUUGGGAGGUAUUGCCCUCUGAUCCAUUCUGGGUACCCUCUACUGAAAUGGAAUUAGAACAUUAUGGAGAGAAAGCAGACACUGAGAGUCAAGCAAGAAUAUACAUGAACUCAGUGAGGAAGAGGAAAGGACUGGCAGUGGAUGAGAAGAUUGUUGAACAUGCAGAAAAACAAAGAACAUUAAAAAGAAACAAGUAAUACAUUUAGGAGGAGACAGGCUAUAUUUUAUCAUGAUAUUGAAUUAAGUGCAUUAAUUUAUCAAUUUUGAGUAUUCUGUUUUAUUCAUGCACAUGUGGCAACCUACUAUCAGUAGAUCCAAUGUAA